Sorghum bicolor (sorghum) is the source of this 1821-nucleotide messenger RNA. Its product is annotated as hydroxycinnamoyltransferase 4. Bases 227 to 1534 code for a protein of 435 amino acids. The record is from RefSeq and is a predicted model, not a curated record. NCBI's taxonomy places the organism in Eukaryota, Viridiplantae, Streptophyta, Magnoliopsida, Poales, Poaceae. The transcript has a single exon. Gene Ontology annotation, molecular function: acyltransferase activity, transferring groups other than amino-acyl groups.
CGUUCAGGCGUUCAGCCCUUCCUAUAUAUAACCCUCGCAGAUCGAAUGAAGCCACCAUCCCAACCCCACAUCGAUCACAGCAGAGCAGCGGAACAAGAGAAACGCAGACAAGCCAGCAAGAACAACUCACGCACAGCAGCAUCAGCUAGCUAGCUCUAGCUAGGGCAGACAAUCCACCGUCGUCGUCAGGGCACGCAACAGCCAACAGCCCCCAGGGUAGCACCGGAUGGCAAUGGUAGAGCUGUUGUCGACGGAGCUGGUCGUCCCGGCCGAGGAGACGCCGGCGGGCGCCGUCUGGCUGUCCAACCUCGACCUGGCCGCGCGCCGCGGGUACACGCCGACGGUCUACUUCUACCGAACGAACAACAAGCCGGAGUUCUUCGAGGCCGACGCCGUCAAGGACAGCCUCGCCCGGGCGCUGGUGGCGUUCUACCCGCUGGCCGGCCGCCUCGGCCUCGACGCCGCCACGGGGCGCGUCCAGAUCGACUGCACGGGCGAGGGCGCCGUGUUCGUGACGGCGCGGUCGGAGUACGCGCUGGACGAGCUGCUGAACGAGUUCGUGCCGUGCGACGAGAUGCGGCACCUGCUGGUACCCGCCACGCCCGCGCCCAACCCGCCGUGCCCGCUGCUGUUCGCGCAGGUCACCCGCCUGCGCUGCGGCGGCGUCGUGCUCGGUCUCGCCCUGCACCACUCCGUCGUGGACGCCAGGAGCGCCGCGCACUUCGUGGAGACGUGGGCCAGCAUCGCCCGCGGCGGCGGCGGCGGCGGCGGCGACGCGCCCCUGCCGCCGUGCUUCGACCACAGGCUGCUGAGCGCGCGUCCCCCGGCGACGCGCGCGGUGUUGUACGACCACCCGGAGUACAAGCCGGAGCCGGCGCCGGAGCACGCGGUUGCCGCGGGCUCCGCCUACGCGAGCGCCAUCAUCACGCUGAGCAAGUCGCAGGUAUCGGCGCUCAAGGCGCGGUGCGCGGGCGCGUCGACGUUCCGCGCCGUGGUGGCGCUGGUGUGGCAGUGCGCGUGCCGCGCGCGGUCGCUCCCGGCCGACGCCGAGACGCGGCUCUUCUCCAUGGUGGACAUGCGCGCGCGCCUUGCCCCGCCGCUCCCGCCGGGGUACUUCGGGAACGCGGUGAUCCGGACGUCGGCGCUGGCCACGGUCGGGGAGGUGGUGGGCAACCCCGUGGGGUACGCGGCGCGGCGCGCGCUGGCGGCGACGAGCCAGGGGGACGACUACGCGCGGUCGCUGGUGGACUACCUGGAAGGCGUGGACGCCAUGAACCUGCCCCGGAGCGGCAUCUCGCGGGCGCACCUGCGGGCCAUCAGCUGGAUGGGGAUGUCGCUGCACGACUCGGACUUCGGGUGGGGAGCGCCCGUCUUCAUGGGGCCGGCGCUCAUGUACUACAGUGGGUUCGUGUACGUGAUGCAGGCGCCCGGGAAGGAAGGCGCCGUCGCGCUCGCGCUGUCGCUGGAGCCCGAGAGCAUGCCGGAGUUCAGGAAGGUGUUCGCCGACGAGGUCGCGAGGCUGCAGACGAUAUGAAGAUAGCACGCCUACGUAACCGUGCAUCCGUCGUACUACGUACUACUACUGUGUAGUAUAUGUUGAGGGGUUGGUGGGUCGUACGAGGUGUAUGUGUAGUAGUUGUGUACACACCUCUGCCUGACCAGCAGAUACUUACCGUACCACCGUUCUUCGUUGUCUCUCUAUUGCUCAGGCGACUUGGAGUCCUUGUCGAUCGUCGGUUGGUGCAGAGAGAGCUAUUACAAGAACUGUGUAUAAAAAUGUAUAGAAAUCAGUUUAUUUUACAAAUGUUUUACUUCGCCACA